AGCAUAAACUAACAGGUCUGUGCAUAUUAACCAGAACCCCACAAAAGAGUAGAUGUUUCACACGAGUCGAUGGCUCGGUUACUAUUGGUGCUGAAGAGCAAAAAAGCUUACUUCAUAUGUUUCACUUGUUUGGUUAUUUUUUUAUUCGUUUUGUUUUUGAAAUACGCCCUAGAUAGUACAUCAGAAAUUAUGCCCCAGAAGCCACCUGAACAUACGUUAUGUGUACUUGUGCCAUUUCGAGAUGUUUUCGAAGAAUUACUCGAAUUUAUACCUCAUAUGAAUGAAUUUUUAAACCGUCAAAAGAUCAAUUUUCAUUUCAUCAUUAUCAAUCAAGCAACAGAUGGACAUCGGUUCAAUAGAGGUUCAGUGUUCAACGCCGGAUUUGAACUCAUCUCGAAAAAACAUUCGGAAUGCGAUUACGUAGCUCUUCAUGAUAUCGAUUUAUUGCCUUUGAAUGACGAAAUACCUUACACUUAUCCUGGUGAUGAUUACUAUCAUGUGGCAAGUUGCAUACUUCAUCCUACAGCAGCACAUUGUAAUAAUGAUCAAUAUGUCGGUGGAGUUGGAUUGAUAUCGAACAAACAGUACAUUCAUGUGAACGGCUUCAGCAAUAAUUUUUGGGGCUGGGGAGCCGAAGACAGAAAUUUUUACUUUCGUUUGAAGCAAUAUUCCAUUCCAAUAAGACGUCCAUUUAACCUCAGCACAGAUAGAAACAAUACAUUCAGACACAUUCACUCUACCGAUCGUUUAAGAGAUUAUGUGUUAUGCCCCUCAUUAGUACUCAGCAGGAACAAUUUAUCCCGUAAUGAGUUUGAAUCGGGAUUAUCUGAUUUAAAUUAUAAGCUUGUAUCUGAGCGUUCGUUUAAAAUGAAUGAUAUCCGGUUCACAAUGUAUAGCAUCAAAGUAUCCUGUGAUUAUUCAAAAACUCCAUGGUGUAGCCCCGAGUGUUGAAAAUGAUUGGCUCAAGCUGUGAGUAGAUAGUAAUUGAUUUUUAAGAAUAACUUAUUUUCAAGGAGUUGAAUAAGUCACAUAUUUGAACACUCAUUCCGUAUCAACUCAAUAAAAUUUUUUUUGAA
Molecule: messenger RNA, 1076 nt
Organism: Planococcus citri (citrus mealybug)
Lineage: Eukaryota; Metazoa; Arthropoda; Insecta; Hemiptera; Pseudococcidae
Product: xylosylprotein 4-beta-galactosyltransferase-like
Exons: 5
Coding region: 70-951 (293 amino acids)
Biological process (GO): carbohydrate metabolic process; proteoglycan biosynthetic process
Cellular component (GO): Golgi apparatus
Molecular function (GO): xylosylprotein 4-beta-galactosyltransferase activity
Source: RefSeq, a predicted model, not a curated record